Messenger RNA from Chenopodium quinoa (quinoa), 2574 nucleotides. Its product is annotated as SUMO-activating enzyme subunit 2-like. NCBI's taxonomy places the organism in Eukaryota, Viridiplantae, Streptophyta, Magnoliopsida, Caryophyllales, Amaranthaceae. The record is from RefSeq and is a predicted model, not a curated record. The coding region runs from base 311 to 2248 and encodes 645 amino acids. The transcript is spliced from 11 exons. Gene Ontology annotation, biological process: protein sumoylation. Gene Ontology annotation, cellular component: SUMO activating enzyme complex; cytoplasm. Gene Ontology annotation, molecular function: SUMO activating enzyme activity.
GCGAGAUCUAGAUCAAUAAAUAGCCUUUUUUCUGUCGCUUUGACUUCUCUACUCACUUGGUGAAAAAAUACACUCUCUUAGUUCUUGCCUUCUUGGCGCCCGCCACUCCCUCGUUUACUCAAGAGCAAGAGAGAGAAAACUUAAGAGAGAGAGAGUGAGUGUUUUUUGGGGCAAAAUCUCGCAAAAUCAACCUCUUUUAGAUUCCCCCCAAAAAUUUCACUAAACCCUCAAUUUUCGCUCUCAAUUUAAUCCCCAGAAAUUCUGAAAUCCCUAAUUUUACUUCAAAAUUCCCAUCUUUCUCUCUCUUUCAAUGGCUUCUCAGCAACAGUUGAACGCCAUUAAGGGUGCGAAAGUUCUUAUGGUUGGUGCUGGUGGUAUUGGCUGUGAACUGCUCAAAACCCUCGCUCUUUCUGGCUUCCAAGACAUACAUAUUAUUGACAUGGACACAAUAGAAGUUAGCAAUUUGAACAGGCAGUUUUUGUUUCGACAGUCCCAUGUGGGACAAUCGAAGGCAAAGGUUGCUCGAGAUGCUGUAUUGAAGUUCAGGCCUCAUAUAAGUAUUACUGCCCACCAUGCUAAUAUUAAGAGCUCUGAAUUUAAUGUGGACUUUUUUAAGCAGUUUGAUGUCAUUUUGAAUGGUCUUGAUAAUCUGGAUGCUAGGCGACAUGUAAACCGCAUCCGCUUGGCAGCUGGUGUCCCACUGGUAGAGAGUGGGACUACUGGGUUCUUGGGACAGGUAGCUGUGCAUGUGAAGGACAGAACUGAAUGCUAUGAAUGCUAUCCUAAGCCCGCUCCGAAAUCAUAUCCUGUUUGUACUAUUACUAAUACACCGUCAAAGUUUGUUCACUGUAUUGUUUGGGCCAAGGAUUUGCUCUUCGCCAAGUUGUUUGGUGAUAAGAAUCAGGAUAAUGAUCUCAAUGUACGUUCAAGUGACGGUGCAAGCUCCUCCGAACACACCGAUGACAUAUUUGAGCGUAGGAAUGAUGAAGAUACUGAUUGUUAUGGAAGGAGAAUAUACGAUCAUGUUUUUGGCUACAACAUUGAAUUAGCUUUGUCUAAUGACGAGACUUGGAAAAAUCGCACCAGGCCUAAGCCAAUAUAUUCUAGAGAUGUUCUAUCUGAUAACCAGCAAAAUGGAAACUUGGAUCAAAGUUGUUCCAGUGGUGAUCUAGCUUCAGUCUCAGCAAUGGCAACACUUGGGCUGAAGAAUCCGCAAGACGUGUGGAACCUGGCAGAGAACUCUAAUGUUUUUUUGGAAGCUUUAAAACUAUUUUUCUCGAAAAGAGAGAAGGAAAUUGGAAGCCUGGCUUUUGAUAAAGAUGAUCAGUUAGCUGUUGAGUUUGUCACUGCUGCUGCAAAUAUACGGGCUACCUCUUUUGGUAUUCCUAUGCAUAGCCUCUUUGAAGCAAAAGGCAUUGCUGGCAAUAUUGUACAUGCAGUGGCUACAACAAAUGCUGUAGUUGCUGGGUUGAUUGUUAUUGAGGCCAUUAAGCUGCUUAAUAAGGACUUGGAAAAUGUGAGGAUGACUUUCUGUAAUGAGCAUCCAAAAAGAAAGAUGCUUCUUAUGCCUGUUGAGCCAUUUGAGCCUAACAAAUCAUGCUUCGUCUGUUCUACGACCCCAUUGACACUUGAGGUUAAUGCUUCACGCACAAAGUUUCGGGAUUUUAUUGAGAAAAUUGUCCGAGCAAAGUUGGGCAUGAACCUGCCUAUAGUAAUGCAAGGUACUUCCUUGUUAUAUGAGAUUGGUGACGAUCUUGAUGAAGACGAGAUACGGAAUUAUGAAGCAAAUCUUGAGAAGGUGCUUUCCAAGCUUCCAUCUCCAGUCAUUGGUGGUACACUCGUCACAGUUGAGGAUUUUCACCAGCAAUUGUCCUGUGAAAUCAACAUAAAGCAAAGGGAGGAUUUUGAUGAGGAAAAAGAGCCUGAUGGUAUGGUUCUCAUUGGCUGGUUGCAAGUCCCAACUGAUACAGAAAAUAAAACUUCUGCUCAGAAUGGUGAGAGCACAUCAGGUACAGGUACUGAUCAAGCGGUGCCUUUAGAGAUUGCAGAAAUUGGGGAAACUGAAGUCAAUGCAGUAUCCAAGAAAAGAAACUUUUCUGAGCUUUCAAAUUCCUCUGUUUCUCAUCCUUCAUGUGGCAAUGAUACAAAGUGCAAGAAUAAAGACGUAAUUUUGGAAGAUGAUGGUGAUGAUCUUAUCAUACUUGACCAUUUGAAUUCUGAAAUGGCCAAGAAGAAAAGACUGGUAUAAAUUGCUUUGGACAUUUUGUCCAAAACUAUUUUAUCCUAAUUUACUGCAUUAGAGAUCUAUUAGAUUCGCCUAGCAUUUGACCAUGAGUUAGGUCUAGCCUUGCAAGCUUUUGACUCUUAACCGUCUACUUUUGUCUCAUUGUCUUUGAAGGUUAGUAGUGUAGAAUGGAUUUAGCGGUUUGUCUCACUGUAAAUUAUUGACUGAUGCACAUUGCUAUUGUCUGGAACCUAUUGGAAUCUUGUAUGAGCUGACGCUUGAAUUUUUGCUAUUAUGUUGAUUAUCAAGCUAUUUUGGAUAUCAAUAUACUCUUCUCAGGAUUUCCUUUC